AGGAACUCCAUACGGCUUUGUAUCCAGUUCCUCGUUGUUACUUUAAAGGGGAAAUUAACAAUGUCCAGAGCUCUAGAAGUCCUGCAGAUAAAGGAGGAAGAUGUCCUCAAGUACCUGGCAGCAGGAACCUACUUGGGUGGCACCAACCUAGACUUUCAAAAUGGAACAAUACAUCUACAAGAGAAAAAGUGAUGGAAUUUACAUAAUCAAUCUGAAACGCACAUGGGUAAAGCUUCUCCUUGCAGCUCGGGUUUUGUAGCUAUUGAGAACCCUGCUGAUGUGUGUGUAAUUUCCUCCAGAAAUAUUGGUCAGCGUGCUGUACUGAAGUUUGCAUCUUCCUGUGGUGCUACACCAAUUGCUGGGCGAUUCACUCCUGGUACCUUCACCAAUCAGAUCCAGGCUGCCUUCCGUGAGCCACAUCUGUUGGUCAUGACUGAUGCCAGAGCUGAUCAUCAGCCUCUGACAGAAGCCUCCUACGUCAAUAUCCCUACUGUUGAUUUAUGCAAUACAGAUUCACCCCUGCGCUAUGUAGACAUAGCCAUCCCCUGCAAAACUAAGGGUGCCCACUCAGUGGGUCUCUUGUGGUGGAUGUUGGUCCGUGAAGUUCUGCACAUGAGAGGUACAAUUUCCCGUGAACACCCCUGGGAGGUCAUGCCUAAUCUGUACUUCUACAGAGAUCCAGAGGAGAUUGAGAAGGAAGAACAGGCUGCAGCUGAGAAGGCCACCACCAAAGAAGAGUACCAAGGAGAAUGGACGGCACCGGUUCCAGACUUCCCUCAACCUGAGGUUGCUGACUGGUCCGAAGGUGUGCAGGUUCCCUCUCUGCCUAUUCAGCAGUUUGCUCCAGAACAAACUGAUAUUCCAGCUGCUCCAAAACCUUAAGCUGAAGAUUGGAGUGCCCAGCCAACUAGCACUGAUGACUGGUCUGCUGCCCCAACUGCUCAGGCAUCUGAGUGGGUUGGAAUCACAACUGAGUGGUCUUAAAAAUGGAGAUCGAUCCACAUUACCAAU
Pelobates cultripes (western spadefoot toad) is the source of this 1011-nucleotide messenger RNA. The record is from the annotation of a GenBank genome assembly. Lineage: Eukaryota; Metazoa; Chordata; Amphibia; Anura; Pelobatidae.